AUGAGCCCUCUCUAUACUGCCGCUAGCACGCCAUCGGCCAUUCCUGGACAUCCUCCUCCUUCACCUCUAGCCGUUGCAUCGCCGUCAGUCAGUCAGCCGGCUCCACUUCCCUCACCUCGUGCUAUUCAACCUCGAAAGACAAGCUUAGAUGCUGUUGUAGGAAAAUUGAAGACACCUACAGUUCCACAAUCAACACCUCCGGCGAAGCGAAGUGUGUUUAGGUAAGC
This is a messenger RNA of Strongylus vulgaris, 227 nucleotides long. The record is from the annotation of a GenBank genome assembly. NCBI's taxonomy places the organism in Eukaryota, Metazoa, Nematoda, Chromadorea, Rhabditida, Strongylidae.